Pseudozyma flocculosa PF-1 is the source of this 2277-nucleotide messenger RNA. RefSeq lists its product as uncharacterized. The record is from RefSeq and is a predicted model, not a curated record. Lineage: Eukaryota; Fungi; Basidiomycota; Ustilaginomycetes; Ustilaginales; Ustilaginaceae. The coding region runs from base 1 to 2277 and encodes 758 amino acids. Gene Ontology annotation, molecular function: zinc ion binding; ubiquitin protein ligase activity. Gene Ontology annotation, biological process: protein ubiquitination; Ras protein signal transduction. Gene Ontology annotation, cellular component: cytoplasm. The transcript has 2 exons.
AUGCCCAGCGCGCGAAGCUCCCUCGCCCUGCAAAGAGAACGAGAUCAGACCUACUCGAUCCACAUCUCCCUCUUCACCGGGCAAUGGCCAGACACAGCGCCGAGUGACUCAACGCCAAAGCAAGGACUGUUCGAAGACCUCUUCCAGCCUCUUCCCGACGACCAGGACGAAAAGGGCGUCGUUCACCACGGCCGCGGCACUUUCAGAUUGUCACUGCCGGACUCGAUCGACAAGCGAUUUGGGCCUCUUCGCAUCGACUGGGCCGACCGCAGGCACCCACGCUCACAACGACGUCCAGAUAUGUCGCAGACCGCCAGCUCUUCGACAGGCGUGUCGCAGGCCGAUCCUGCUUUGAGCUCAGAUCCAGUUGGACCGGUCACACCAACGACGAGGAGCAAGAAGAAGCGUGUCUUCCACUCGGCCAAGCCCCAGAUCACGGCUCCGGUCGCCGUCUUCCAAAAGCAGGAUUCCUUCCAGGUCAACGACGGGCAGUCGUCCAAGCAAAAGGAUCGCAGCAAUGCGGGCAGCUCGGCUUCCGAGCCGAUGGACAUCGGAUCUACCGAGGUGGCCUUCGGCAUCGUCCACCUCUUCAAGGACAAGCAGGAUGCGGCCGCCGCCCCUGAAACCGACGCUGCCGCAGAGGACAACCAGCUCACCGACAACGAUGUCGGGACCGUCGUUGCCGUGCUCGCGGUACCGUCCUACCUCACCGCCGCCGACUUCCUCGCCUUUGUCGAGCCGGCCUCGGAGGCCAUUUGUCACCUGCGCAUGAUCCGAGAUGUCCAUCCGAACCGCUGCAUGGUCCUCUUCAAGUUCCGCGACGCCUCGGACGCCGAAGACUUCCACAAGAUGUUCAACGGGCAGCCCUUCAACGCCAUGGAGCCGGAAGAGAUCUGUCAGGUAGUCUACGUCACGAGCGUCACCGUCUCCAAGCAGAGCACCCUCCCCCUCACCUAUCCGAUGCUUUCCAACAGCGACCCCUGGCCCCUUCGAGCACGAUCCGCGCCUGGCGGAUCGAUCGAAGUGGCGAGCGCGCCUUCCGGAUACGAGCUGCCGACCUGCCCCGUCUGCCUCGAGAGGAUGGACAGCGCAGUGACGGGCUUGAUGACGAUCACGUGCCAGCACACGUUCCAUUGCUCGUGCCUGAGCAAGUGGGGCGAAGGGCGGUGUCCCGUCUGUCGCUACUCGCAGACGGGGCAUCGCAAGAAAGGAUCGCAGCGAGCGAGCCGGCGACAGUCGCUCAACCCGGCCGCCAACGCCGGAGAGGGUGCAGCGGCGGAUCUGGACGACGAGGAGGUCGAAGAGAGCGACGAGGACGAGGUCGAGCCGAGCCUGUGCACGAUCUGCAAGACCAACCAGGACCUGUGGGUCUGCUUGAUCUGCGCCUCGGUGGGCUGCGGGCGGUACAAGGCGGGCCACGCGCAUCGACACUUUGAAGAGACCGGCCACCUCUACAGCCUCGAGCUCGAGACGCAAAGAGUCUGGGACUAUGCCGGAGACGGCUACGUGCACCGGCUGAUUCAGAACAAGGCCGACGGCAAACUUGUCGAGCUGCCAUCGGCGUCGAGCGCAGCCGCCACGCCCGAGCGAUCGCGCCGCCUGCCUGCGUCGACGGCCAUGCAGAACCCGUCUUCCAGCAGUCAGGGAGGGCCACGCUCCGGCGCUGACGGCCGCGGCCCACGCCGCAGCGACGACGCAGCGGACGAAUCGGACGUGUUCGACGAUGGCGGCCCGUCUUCGACCGUCGCGGCAUCGGAGAAGAUCGAGGCGAUCGGCCUCGAGUACUCGUACCUGCUCACGUCGCAGCUCGAGUCGCAGCGCCAUUUUUACGAGGAAAGGAUCGACCGGAUCCAGGCGCAGUUUGACAAGCUGAUGUCGACGAUGCGACAGGUCGAGUCGGCGGCGAGCCGGCUGGUCGAGGUCGAGGAGCGUGCGCGGCGCCUCGAGGCCGAGCGCGACGAGCUGCGGCGGGAAAAGGCCAAGUCGGACAAGCGGGCCGACAAGAUGCUCGAGCUGGCGCGGAAGUUUGAGAGCGAGAUGCAGUCGGAGCGCAGCCUGUCCGAAGGGCUGAUGCGCAAGCUAGAGAAGCGGCAGGAGGGCGAGGCGAGCCUGCAGGCCGAGGUCGAUGAGCUGCGCGACCAGGUCAAGGACCUCAUGUUCUUCCUCCAGGCGCGCGACAAGGUCGAGCAGGAGGGCGGCGAGGAUCUCCGCGGCGGCGAUCUCGAGGUCAAGCAGUCGGCGGCGAGCAAGAAGAAGAAGGGCAAGAAGAAGUCGUGA